CUAAGCGUCGGCUUGAGCACCAAAACAUCUACCUAUCGGUUACGCGACCUCGAAUCGAUCGGCCAAACCCUUUGCAAUGGCACCUGGAGGCUCCGGCAGAGUGCCAACCGGUUUCGCGGCAGAGACAUACAUCAGCGAUCACACAUUCCGACAGGGCCAGCGCGCGAUCGAGAGCGGCGAGGGGUCGAAAAAGAGGAAGCGCGAAGCCAAGGGCGACUCGAGCAUCGUGAGCGGAGCGGGCGCAUACAAGGGGCCUUGGGCAAAAUAUGAAGAGCAACGGCCAGACGCAGCGUCGGACGAUGAGUUUGGGUCAGAUGUGGAGGUGGAGAUUGUGUACGAGGAAGACGAAAUUGUCGACAACUCUGCGCCCGCGCCCAAGAAGCUUGCCGGCACAGACUAUCGCGACACGGAGACGGAAGGCGAGACGAGCGAGUUUGUAGGCAGCGAGCAGUACGACUACCAGGGACGGACCUACAUGCACGUACCCACGGAUCUUGACGUCAAGCUCACGGGCGACUACGAACCCAAGAACUUUAUACCGAAGAAACUCAUCCACAGCUACAAAUACCACACCAAGUCGAUUACCCAAGUACGCUUCAUACCCGACAGCGGUCAUCUCCUGCUGUCGGCGUCGGCCGACUCCAAGAUUGCGCUAUGGGAUGUCUAUCACCAGCGCGAGCUGCUGCGAACAUACUCUGGACACACCAAGUCGGUUGUCGACAUUGAUUUCAACCCUAGCGGCACGCAGUUUGUGUCGGCCAGCUACGAUCGCUACAUGAAGCUAUGGGACACGGAGACUGGAAAGUGCCUGAACAGGUUCACGACUGGCAAGACACCGCAUGUUGUCCGCAUUAAUCCCAGCACACCGCAUGAGUUCUUGGCGGGCAUGAGCGACAAGAAGAUUCUGCAGUACGACACACGGAGCGGAGAGAUGGUGCAAGAGUAUGACCACCAUCUUGGGCCUGUCAACACGAUUACCUUUUGCGACGAGAACCGCCGCUUCAUCACCACGUCAGACGACAAGUCGCUGCGCGCAUGGGAAUACGGCAUCCCUGUUCCCAUCAAGUUCAUCGCCGAGCCGUACAUGUUCUCCAUGGUCCGGUCCUCGCCCCACCCGUCAGGCAAAUACGUUGCCUUCCAGUCGUCGGACAACCAGAUUACAGUCUACAGCUCGACGGACCGCUUCAGGCAGAAUCGCAAGAAGAGCUACAGGGGACACAAUGUGGCUGGGUAUGCGCCCGACGUGGCCAUCAGUCCCGACGGGCAAUUCAUCAGCUCCGGUGACAGCGGGGGUUUCCUGUGUUUCUGGGACUGGAAGACGUGUAAAAUGUAUCACAAGAUUGCCGCCAGCGACGCGCCUGUGCUGGCAGUGCAGUGGCACCCGCGCGAAACGUCCAAGGUGAUUACGGGCGACCUCAACGGCGCGCUGAAACUGUAUGAUUAAGUAGGUGUAGUAGAGAGGUUCGAGGAUUUCUUUUUUUUUCUUUUUUUUUACCGUGGGCAACGAUUAGCGAUACCCAGUUGCCAAUUUAAAUCUU
Exserohilum turcica Et28A is the source of this 1538-nucleotide messenger RNA. RefSeq lists its product as uncharacterized. The transcript has a single exon. Gene Ontology annotation, molecular function: mRNA binding; protein binding. Gene Ontology annotation, cellular component: catalytic step 2 spliceosome. NCBI's taxonomy places the organism in Eukaryota, Fungi, Ascomycota, Dothideomycetes, Pleosporales, Pleosporaceae. The coding region runs from base 77 to 1444 and encodes 455 amino acids. The record is from RefSeq and is a predicted model, not a curated record. Gene Ontology annotation, biological process: mRNA splicing, via spliceosome.